Molecule: messenger RNA, 201 nt
Organism: Didymodactylos carnosus
Lineage: Eukaryota; Metazoa; Rotifera; Eurotatoria; Philodinida; Philodinidae
Source: the annotation of a GenBank genome assembly
AUGGGUAAACGAGCGCUAGUAAGACAUAAAUAUGGUAUUGCCGAAGAUCCAAAUGAUUUCCUUGUUACAUGGUGUUGUGCUCGUUGUGCAAUGUGUCAGGAAGCAAGAGAAAUGAAUACAAGAGGUACUUCAUCAACAACUUAUAUUAUAAAUGAACAACCGAAACCAUUUGUUCUUACUCCACCAACCAUCACUGAAUAA